This is a messenger RNA of Ruditapes philippinarum (Manila clam), 1048 nucleotides long. RefSeq names its product U1 small nuclear ribonucleoprotein 70 kDa-like. The coding region runs from base 131 to 604 and encodes 157 amino acids. The record is from RefSeq and is a predicted model, not a curated record. Lineage: Eukaryota; Metazoa; Mollusca; Bivalvia; Venerida; Veneridae. The transcript is spliced from 4 exons.
CGGCCAGUUUCGUCUCUGUCUUUAAACGCUUGAUUGCUGGUUCCCGAUCUGCUUGUGGUAGUUGAAGUACUUUCAUUGUGAGUGUGGUACCAUUUAAAAGUGAAACCCAAAGUGGACAGAUACAUAAACUAUGGCUGAUGAUGGUGAAAUAAAAGAGGACCUAGAGAAACUGUAUGAUCAGAUGUUUGCGUUUAGGUACACAGAUGACGAUCCUGACUACAAGCAGACCAUCUCAGAACCUAUUCCACCAUGUCCAUGUAUAACAAGAUAUUUUACCAGAUCAAAAAAAAAUUUUGACAACAGAGACAAUAGGAAUCAAGGUGGAAGAGGUCAGUGGGGUCAAAGAGAUAGAGGUCAAUGGCAAGGUAGAAGUAACAAUUACAGAGAUGACAGAGGUCGAGAUCAUGGUUAUCGUGAUAGAGAUCAAGGUCAAGGUUAUCGAGACAGAGGUCAAGGUUAUCGUGACAGAGAUCAAGGUCAAGGUUAUCGUGAUAGAGGUCAAGAUCAAGGUCACAGCUAUCGUGAUAGAGAUGACAGAGGUCAAGGUCAUCAUGGUCAAAACUAUGAUGACAGACAUAGAAAUAGACAUAGAGACCAACGUUAAAACCCUUACUGAAUUGUUGCCACGGUUACAAAAGGGCAAUGUGAAUAAAUGAAGUAAUACAGUCAGGAUGUUUCUAAAAAUAGGAGGAGGAUAAAUAUUAUCAGAUAAUGUCAGUGUCACCUUGUAACAUGUGAAAAUUAAUGCAACCUGACAGUUGUUUAUAUGAUUGUUAUUUAUAUAUUUAAUAUAAAGUUAAUUGCCAAGGAACAACUGUUACACGAGUUGUCAUACUUAUGAAUUGAUUGAUGUGAAACAUAAGACUUUAUUGUGUGAAAUUUCAAUUAAAAAAAAUGUAAAAAUUAUGCCCUGUUGGGAAUUGCUUAAUCUAGGUAAAAGUUAGAGCGAGUAGUUUUCAAGAUGCAUUUGUAUUAUAAUCUAUUUUAAAUUAACAAUAUUUAUUGUGCUAUAACUGAAGGUAUGAUGUAAUAAACUUAGUAAAAAUUA